AUGGCCCAUGAACCGCGCAUCGUAAUUUUCUUACUCGGCUGUCGUGCACCUAGUGGAGACUCGUAUAGCGUCUCCGCCGAAUGUGAGGUCGACGAAGACGAGCGUCCGGAUGGCAAGACAUGGGUCGACCACGUCCCCGAGUACCUCGACAUAUCAGUACAGCAGAUUCAGAACUUCUCAACGCCUGGGGCAUCCACAGAAGAAGACCUCGACGAACAACUAGCCCGAUUCAGCAACCUCAAUCAAAGUGGUGGCCGUCUCGCCUUAUCCUCAGCGACCUACGGUUCGCCUCUCUCCGCCUUUAACCUCCUUACGCAUGUCCUCUUCUUCGGCAUCAACGACUGCGGGCAAAACACCGCAGACAGGCUCGGCCCUAUCGUUGACAAGGUCAUUGACGCCGCACAAAGUCUGUACACAAAGUUCGGGGCGAGGAACUUUGUCUUCGUGGACGUGCCGCCAACGGACCGGGCACCCGCAGCGGUCCGAAUGGAGUGCGGGGAUACCGUUCAAGGCCGUGUGAACGCCUGGAACGACCAUUUGCGCGCGAAGGUCACCGAAUGGACAUCAGAAACUCAGGCAAAGACGACCCUCUUCUCCUCGCAUGAAGUCAUAACUGGCAUCCUUGACGAGCCUGAGAAGUACGAAUUUUCGAAGGAGGAUGUGGCGAAGGAGGGCGGGGAGAUCUGGGUGGAUGACCUGCACAAGGGGGGUCGUAUCUGCACUGGAGUACCCGGGGGCAUUACUUACGCGUAG
Schizophyllum commune H4-8 is the source of this 753-nucleotide messenger RNA. RefSeq lists its product as uncharacterized. Bases 1 to 753 code for a protein of 250 amino acids. NCBI's taxonomy places the organism in Eukaryota, Fungi, Basidiomycota, Agaricomycetes, Agaricales, Schizophyllaceae. The transcript is spliced from 6 exons. The record is from RefSeq and is a predicted model, not a curated record. Gene Ontology annotation, molecular function: hydrolase activity, acting on ester bonds.